This is a messenger RNA of Clupea harengus (Atlantic herring), 2441 nucleotides long. It is a transcript of the gene golga1, whose product is annotated as golgin subfamily A member 1-like. NCBI's taxonomy places the organism in Eukaryota, Metazoa, Chordata, Actinopteri, Clupeiformes, Clupeidae. Gene Ontology annotation, cellular component: Golgi apparatus. The record is from RefSeq and is a predicted model, not a curated record. The coding region runs from base 41 to 427 and encodes 128 amino acids. The transcript is spliced from 3 exons.
GAAGGUCCUGGAAGGCCGAGGGGACAGGCUGGAGAGGCAGAUGGACAGACCCAGCACAGAGGCCUCUGGCUCAGCCAUGGCUCCCACUCUAGCCCCAGGCCCCAGCUAUGCCUCUGGGUCAUCGGGCACCACUGUUAUCAACAGCUCUGACCUAACGGACUCGCGGGAGAUCAACUUCGAGUACCUCAAACACGUGGUGCUCAAGUUCAUGUCCUGCAGAGAGGCAGAGGCGUUCCACCUUAUAAGGGCUGUGUCAGUCCUGCUGCAUUUCAGUCCAGAGGAAGAGGCCAUGCUGAAACAGACACUUGAAUACAAGAUGUCAUGGUUUGGCUCCAAGCCCUCUCCCAAAGGCACCAUCCGCCCUUCCAUCUCCGCAUCCUCCAACUCCGCAUCCAUCAUGUCCGCAUCCCCCAACCACUGGAGCUGAGAUGAAGAGAGAGCAGUCAGGAGGACGAUGGAGGGAUGGAGGGAUACAGGGAUACAGGGACAGAGACAAGGAUGGAUGAACGGAGAGUUUCCCCUUGCAGCUUUAUAAGUCUGGCAUCUGCCCUGUGGGGUCUUCUGAGUGUUUGUUGAACACCUCUGAAAGACUGGCCAACCUGUUGUCCUAACUUCUUUUUUUUCCUUUGUUUUUUUUUUGGUUUGUUUCUUAAUUACAUCUAAGAAGAGAGGAGAAAGCGGAGACCCGCCAGAUCUACCAGAACACUAAACCUUUUCUGUUAUUUAUUUUGAUUUAAUUUGCGGUGAUUUCGUUGGGAGUAAAUGCAAUCAGGUGUAAGCCGGCUCACCUGCCUGAUGCAGAGGCCCUUCUUAGUUUUGCCUUCAUUUCAAGAUUUUUUUUAUUCUCUCUUCCUAAUAUUUCCCGUCUGCUAUACGCUCUCCGCUUCGGUCCUGCAUUUGCUGCUUCUGGGGUGCGGAAUUGCCUUGAAGACUGCCUUUCUCAGGACCCUGGGGUUCAAAGGCACACACACACACACACACCACAUGGGAACUAAAAAAACUCAACAUGGGCAGAGAACCUUCUUUUUUCCUCAACCAGGAGCGAGUGUCUAGCCUACCCUUGGAAACUAACAUCCUAUUUUGGCCGGCCUUUGUGUAUCUGUACAUAACAAUACAUUCCAUAUGACUAUUUAUAUAUGAAUGAGUGUAUAUAAACGUCAGAGAGAAUGAUUUAUAAAUCACUAGAUGUAUAUGGUUUUUUUUUUGUUCCCCCUAUUGCCUAUGUCUGGUCUGUAAAUGCAGUAUUUUACAUCAUGUGUCUGUAUAGAGGGGUGUGUGUGUGUGUGUGUGUGUGAGAGAGAGAGAGAGAGAGAGAGAGUGUGUGUGUGUGUGCGUAUGUCUACACUAAAUACAGGCUUUUUGGCGAGAGAAUAGAAUCUAAACGUCAUUUUAAUUGGCUGUGGUUUGUGCGAGUAUGCAUGCCUUACUUCGAGUGUCCGGGGAUCUGUAAAAGACCAGCACAGCGAUCAGCUCAAAGCCUUACGUGGCCAGGUGAAACCAAUCAGACAUCUUCAUCCAUCAGAUAUGAGAGGCUUUAUUACCAAGUCAACUAGCAUAUGCCGCUAAUCCCCGUGAACUCAAUGUGCUAACAGACUGCUAUGGUACAUGAAGAACUAUCAUGACAUCCAGAUGGGUUAAAACUACCUCUCGUUUCACGUGUAUGAUGUUGUCAGUGCUAUUCUUGCUGAGACUGUGCUAGUGUUUGUUCAGGCGAAGCGUGUUGUUAUGUGACGGAAAAGUUUUAUAAUUGACUGGGAGGAGAGCUGUGCUUCGUGGUAAAUGGUCUCAUGUUCCUCAUGUAUGUAGCGUAUUAUGGAGAUGACCGUCAAAAGACUAAAACUGAAACCCGGUACCACCAGGCUUCUUUUCUUUCUGGUUGUAUUUUCCUUAGAAAAGAUGAUCUCUUUCUAUAGAAAAUGCAGAAGCAUAAACAGGAAAACUGGUAUGUUGUGACAAACUGUAAAAAAAAAAAAAGCACCAAGUUCAAUGACAAAAGAACUGAUGUUGUUGAAAAAAAGGCUGAACUGUAAACUGAAGUCUGUUUGUGGCACCUAGUUUAUAUCAAAAAGAACCAAUGCUGUAUUGUUGAACAGAAAACUCGUCUCAUCCAACUGCACAAGCGUGAAGCUAACAAUUUGCUGAGAAUGACUGCAAUUUUUUAAAUAAAAAAGCUCACGGCAUCCUAGCAAUUACCACAACCCCACUAAAUCAUCAUGGUUUAUGACUGUCUGUGUCCAAUUGAGUCCUUAUCAUAUCAAAUGCCACUACAAAUGUCUGCAAAUGGCUUUCUUUCUCUUUACGUUGGUCUUCAACAUGUGUGGGUGUAGAUUUCAAUCUUUAAGUAUUGAUGCUCAAUGCAAUUUAUUUUCUGCCCAGGGGCAGGUUUGUAGAUAUACCAUCAUCAUCUUGGGUUUGAUUAAAGAGAUGUUUUUAAUCCUCAA